Messenger RNA from Castor canadensis (American beaver), 2159 nucleotides. NCBI's taxonomy places the organism in Eukaryota, Metazoa, Chordata, Mammalia, Rodentia, Castoridae. The record is from RefSeq and is a predicted model, not a curated record.
AUCCGCACCAUGUACCUGGGGAUUCAGAGCCAGCGGCAGAAGGAACACCAGCGACGCUUCUAUUGGGCUAUGAUGUACGAAUAUGCAGACGUCAACAUGCUGCGCCUCCUGGAGACCUUUCUGGAGAGCGCCCCGCAACUGGUGCUACAGCUCUGCAUAAUGAUCCAGAAGAACAGUGCUGAGACGCUGCCCUGUGUCUCCUCUGUGACUUCCCUGAUGUCCCUGGCUUGGGUGCUAGCCUCCUAUCACAAGCUGCUGCGGGACUCCAGGGACGACAAGAAGAGCAUGAGCUACAGAGGGGCCCUCAUCCACCUCUUCUGGCGCCUCUUCACCAUCUCAUCCCGAGUUAUCUCUUUUGCCCUUUUUGCUUCCAUCUUCCAGCUAUACUUCGGGAUCUUCGUGGUGGUGCAUUGGUGCGCCAUGGCCUUCUGGAUCAUCCAUGGCGGGACAGACUUCUGCAUGUCCAAGUGGGAGGAGAUCCUCUUCAACAUGGUGGUAGGGAUUGUGUACAUUUUCUGCUGGUUUAACGUCAAGGAAGGGCGGACUCGAUAUCGAAUGUUUGCAUACUAUGCAAUAGUCUUGACUGAGAAUGCUGCCUUGACGUUGCUUUGGUAUUUUUACAGAAACCCCGAGACCACUGACUCCUAUGCGGUGCCAGCACUGUGUUGUGUCUUUGUUAGUUUCGUGGCUGGGAUCGCGCUGAUGCUCUUAUACUAUGGCGUGUUGCAUCCCAUGGGGCCUCGGGUUAAGGUCUUUGCCAGCUCCUGUUGUGCCGAGCUGCUCUGGGGCAUCCCUUUGCCCCCCGAUGUUGAGCCCAUGGCACCUCAGACCCCUGGGUACCGGGGGACCCAGGUCACGCCCACCAGAGCCGUGACGGAACAACAGGAGGAUCUCACGGCUGACACUUGCCUGCCCGUGUUCCAAGUGAGACCCAUGGGGCCCUUGACCCCGUCGGGGCGUCCUUACCACCCAGAAGGACCCCUCAUAAAGAUUGACAUGCCAAGAAAACGGUACCCUGCCUGGGAUGCUCACUUUGUAGACAGGAGGCUGAGGAGGACUAUUAACAUCCUGCAGUACGUCACCCCCACGGCAGUGGGCAUUCGUUAUCGAGAUGGGCCGCUUCUCUAUGAGUUGCUGCAGUAUGAGUCUUCGCUCUAGAGGAUUUUGAUCCAAGUUGAGAAGGGGACCUUAAGUUUGGUUGCGGUUAACGCCGCUUGCAAGAAAUAUAACCCUCCCUUCCCCAAUACACAGAACCACCACCACCACCACCACCACCACCACCACCACCACCACCAACACCAACACCAACACUAACACUACAAAAAAAAAAACAAAUCAAUAAGUCACAUCCCCUUCAGAUAAGCUUUCUUUCCAGUCGCUGUAUGUAUACAAAGAUAUUCUCUAUGUUUUGUAAGUAAAAACAAAAAGAAAAUCUUUCUUUUGUUUUUUACACAUAAGAAACAGUAUUGAAAAAUCCCACACUAUGGUUCAUAGGGUGGAGAAGGAGUUGUCUCCUCUCCAGAAGAAAAAAAGUUUUAUACCUUACACCAAGUAUAGAUCAUUUAUGGGAUUGGUGCUGAUUGAAAGAACAAAACAAAACAAAACAAAACAAACACAAACAAACAAACCUUCAACUGCCUUACGCCCUUAGGUGCUGAGUUUCAUUAAGUACUGUCACACUUUCUCAUGCAAACCUCUCUGGUGACUUUUGCACCAGGAGAGGGAAAAUUAAAUAAUCAAAUGAAACAAAUCUACCAAUGAAACAAAAAACAACCAACAAAUACAAUACAAAGCAUCAUUCUUCCUAUCUGAUUAUUUGUAUUGACAAAAACAAAUUUACCCAAAGCAAAAGCAUAGAAACCUCCCUGUCCUUCAGUUUCUCUUCUUCCUCUCCUGCCCCUUCCUACUUCACAGAGCCUUUUAGGAGCUAAAGGGCUGUUUGAAUUUCAAAUGGCUGGAACAGCUACUUGAAGGCUAACUAUGUGCCAUUUUAGCAUUCAACUAGCAAGAAUUACAUGUGUUUCCCUGUGAAAAGCAAAACAGAACAAAACAAAAAGGCACCUUCGCAAUUUGGUAAAUUCUAAAAGCAAAUAAAGGAGAAUUCCAUAUAUUCCAUCAAAGAGAAUCAGUAAUAAUAAAACUCAGCAUAGUAGCAAAAA